AGCUGCAGGGGGGCGGGACAAGGAGUGACUCGGGCUUGAGGCCGACGGGACGGGACGAAGAGGGCAAAAAGGGGCGGGGCAGGAUAGGGUGGGUCCGGCCGUCGGAACCCGGGAGUGCAUCUGCUGGACGCUCUCGUCAGUUCGGCGCUUGGGGCGACUGGAGAUCCAUUAUUAACAAUACACCAGAUUACAGACUUGGACAACUAGAGAUGUCUGGUACAUAUGACGAUUCUCUUGGAUUGGAAGUUUCCAGUGAUAGUUUUUGGGAGGUUGGGAAUUAUAAGCGGACCGUGAAACGCAUUGAAGACGCUCAUCGACUGUGCAGUGAUCUUAUGAAUUUCAUUCAUGAGCGUGCAAGAAUAGAGAAGGCCUAUGCUCAGCAGCUAACAGAAUGGGCAAAAAGGUGGAAGCAAUUUGUAGAGAAAGGUCCUCAGUAUGGGACAGUUGAAAAGGCUUGGCAGGCAUUUAUGCUUGAAGCUGAAAAAGUUAGUGAGCUACACCUCAAUGUAAAAGGUGCCCUAAUGAACGAAGACUUUGAAAAGAUUAAAAACUGGCAAAAGGACGCCUUUCACAAGCAAAUGAUGGGUGGAUUUAAGGAGACAAAAGAAGCAGAAGAUGGCUUUAGGAAAGCCCAGAAACCCUGGGCCAAAAAGCUGAAAGAGGUAGAAGCUUCCAAGAAAGCAUACCAUGCAGCCUGCAAAGAAGAAAAGCUUGCGGUAUCCAGAGAAGUUAACAGUAAAGCUGACCCAACCCUGAAUCCAGAACAGCUAAAGAAAUUGCAAGACAAGGUGGAUAAAAGUAAACAGGAUGUCCUGAAGAUGAAAGAGAAGUAUGAAAAAUCUCUUAAAGAGCUGGACAAUGCUACACCGCAAUAUAUGGAAAACAUGGAGCAGGUUUUUGAACAAUGUCAGCAGUUCGAAGAAAAACGCCUCCAUUUUUUCCAAGAAGUGCUGCUGGAAAUUCAGAAACAUCUGGACUUAUCUACUACUGAAAGCUACAAAAAUAUUUAUCAUGAACUGGAGCAGAACAUCAAAGGAGCUGAUGCUGUUGAAGACCUGAGGUGGUUCAGGGCCAGUCAUGGUCCAGGCAUGUCAAUGAACUGGCCUCAGUUUGAAGAAUGGUCAGCUGACCUGAACCGUACUCUCAGUAGAAGAGAGAAGAAAAGGGCUGCAGAUGGAGUGACCCUGACUGGCAUUAACCAGACAGGAGACCAGGACAACAAAAACAGCAGCAACCUUAGUGUCCCGGGUAACACAGUGCAGGCAGUACAGUCAAGUUACAAUCCCUUUGAAGACGAAGAGGAUACUGGAAGUACUGUCAGUGAAAAGGAGGACAAUAAAAUCAAAAAUGUUAGCAGCUCUGAGAGAAACCAAAGUUAUCCCACAGAGUGGUCUGAUGAAGAGACCGGCAAUCCAUUUUCCUCCAGUGAUGCACAAGGAGAAACAAAUCCCUUUGAUGAGGAGGAGGAGGCCUCACCUGCCAUGGAGGUGCGAGUUCGAGCCCUGUAUGAUUAUGAGGGUCAAGAACACGAUGAGCUCAGCUUUAAGAUUGGGGAAGAACUAACUAAAAUAGAAGAUGAAGAUGAACAAGGCUGGUGCAAAGGACGUCUGGAUAGCGGACAAGUUGGUCUAUAUCCAGCAAACUAUGUGGAACCAAUACAGUGACAAUUUAUGUUUAGAAGUGUUGCAGAAAUUGUUGGUCUGUUCAAUAUUUGUGGGUCACAAUGAGAGGGAAACCAAAACGUGUGUAUAUUUCUUGUAAUGCAAUUGAAUGAUAGACGGAGUUCUUGUCCUCAGAGAAAUCAUCUAACAAAAUAAAGCAAGACAGAAAGGAGAAAUAUUGUGCCACUUAUAUAUAGCAUAAACCACCAGGACAGAGUGAAAAAAUAGGAUAGCAAGGAAAUGCCUUCUUAGGGCUCCCUACCUAUUUCCUCCAUUAAGAUUUUUGUUUCAAAUUUUCUGAGUCAGUGCCUCAGCUAGCAUUCUUUGUUGAGCCUUAUAUUGAUUGUGAUUUAAUCAGUUAUUUUAAAUGACCUCCAGUUAUUUGCAACUUAUUUUUUUUUAAAGUUGCCGUUGAUUUUAUAUUUGUUUCUAGGAAAAUUUGAAAAAUGGAUUUUUUAAAAUGUAAAAGCCAUAUGCCAUCUUCUCACGCCUGCUUAAUCAUUUAUUAUUACUUCAAUUAUGACUCCGAUGUAUCAGUUAAAGCUGCUUCCAGGUGGAAUUUUUUCUAUACUGUAUAUCUUCCCAAAGUGUUUGCACCCGAGAAUGCCAUCAAGUACUCAAGUACUGCAUUAAGAAUCUGUUACAGAACAUUGUAACAGUCUUGUUAAUGCUGCUGAUACAUUUUUGAUACCUGACGUAUUAAUAUCCUGAACGAUUGCGUUUGGGGAGAUUUCUAAAAACCAAAAAAAAAAUUAAGCCGGUUUCCACCAAACUUUGCUGAGAAAUUUCUGCUUUACGAGUUGCUAAUUAUUGUUUUGGAAAUUAUUGAUUUGGAAAUUUAAAUAUAUAUAAUUAUUUUUUCAAGCAAUGAGACUGUAAAAUAGAUAAAUACUUUUUAUUAAGAAGUUCUUCCAGUUGUGUAUGUAUGUAUAUAAGAUUUAAGAUAAAUGUAAAGAGCAUGUCAUAACUAGCAAGCCUUUUAUUGAUUAUGGGUUAGAUUGAUCUGCUGGUGUGAAGCUGCACACUAAAUGGGAGUUCGCUAUUGACUUCCUUGGGCUAUGGAUUGCCUCCUUUAAAGUAAGCAAAGCAGUUUUAAUUAUAGGCUUAUUUAAAGUGGCUUUGUUGGUGCAGUCUCCUUUGGCUGUGAGAUAGCCCAGUAGCUCAUUUCAGUGCACAAAUGGAAAAGCACUAGGAAGGAUCCUUUGGGGCCAAAUGGAAAUCCAGUCUCUGUGGUGGAUUACUGUAGCAGAACACUGUAAAAUUCUUCUACUACUUGUUUGCAGUGGCAAAUUAGCUAUGAAAGUAUCAAGUUCUAUACCUUGAAAUAGAUUGUGAACAUGUAAGAACAAAUUGCUUUAUAGAAAAUCUAAAUACCAGAUAAGUAGAUACGCUGUUCUAGGAAACUACACUGUAAUUGAAAUAACAUUUUAAUGCUGUAAAUGCUCCAUGAUUAUUCACUUUGCUUGUGUAGACUGAUAUAUUUAUUGAUCUCUAAAAUAAAAUUAUAUACAACUAA
This is a messenger RNA of Heteronotia binoei (common prickly gecko), 3177 nucleotides long. It is a transcript of the gene PACSIN2, whose product is annotated as protein kinase C and casein kinase substrate in neurons 2. Gene Ontology annotation, cellular component: cytoplasm; plasma membrane; endosome. Lineage: Eukaryota; Metazoa; Chordata; Lepidosauria; Squamata; Gekkonidae. The coding region runs from base 210 to 1664 and encodes 484 amino acids. The record is from RefSeq and is a predicted model, not a curated record. The transcript has 11 exons. Gene Ontology annotation, molecular function: protein binding; phospholipid binding. Gene Ontology annotation, biological process: plasma membrane tubulation; regulation of endocytosis; cytoskeleton organization.